This is a messenger RNA of Stegastes partitus (bicolor damselfish), 3507 nucleotides long. RefSeq names its product transmembrane O-mannosyltransferase targeting cadherins 2a (gene tmtc2a). Gene Ontology annotation, molecular function: mannosyltransferase activity; protein binding. The coding region runs from base 11 to 2587 and encodes 858 amino acids. Gene Ontology annotation, cellular component: endoplasmic reticulum membrane. Gene Ontology annotation, biological process: protein O-linked glycosylation via mannose. NCBI's taxonomy places the organism in Eukaryota, Metazoa, Chordata, Actinopteri, Pomacentridae. The transcript has 12 exons. The record is from RefSeq and is a predicted model, not a curated record.
UUUUUGAGAGAUGAUCACGGAGCUGCUGUGCACCGCCGUGGCUGUGGGUCUCUACGCGAACACGCUGGACGCGGAUUUCUGCUACGAUGACAGCCGAGCCAUCAAGACCAACCAGGACCUCCUCCCUGAGACUCCGUGGACCAACAUCCUGUACGACGACUUCUGGGGCACCCUGCUCACCCACAGCGGCAGCCACAAGUCCUUCCGUCCACUCUGCACCCUCUCCUUCCGCCUCAACUACACCCUGCACGCCCUGCGGCCCUGGGGCUACCACCUGCUCAACGUGCUGCUGCACGGCCUGGUCACCGCCCUGGUCACCGCCUUCAGCCGCCCGCUGCUGGGAGGGGGAUUGUGGAGCCUGUUGGCGGGCCUCCUUUUUGCUUCCCAUCCGGUGCACACUGAAGCAGUGGCCGGCGUGGUGGGGAGGGCGGACGUCGGGGCUGCUUUGUUUUUCUUGCUGUCUCUCCUCUGCUACGUGAGACACUGCGGGCUCCGUAGGGACUCAUACUUCCAGGUCAGGAGGUGCGGCGGUGACGGUGAUGGCGGCUCGGUCACCAGGUGCUGGGCCUGGAUGCUGGGCAGCCUGUGGUGCGCGGCGGCCAGCAUGCUGUGGAAGGAGCAGGGCGUGACGGUGCUGGCCGUUUCGGCCGUGUACGACCUCUUCGUGUUCCAGAGACUCCGGUUUCGCCAGGCGCUGCCUUCUCUCUUUCAGAAAAAGAACAUCAGCGUUUUGCUGAGUCUCGGCUUGCUGGCUUCCUGGGGAGUCAUCCUGCUGUCAGCUCGUCUCUACUGGAUGGGCAACAAGCCUCCCAACUUCUCCAACUCCGACAACCCCGCCGCUGACUCGCCACAUUUCCUCACUCGAACGCUGACGUUCCUCCACCUGCCCGCCGCCAACGCCUGGCUCCUGCUCUGCCCCGACAAGCUCAGUUUCGAUUGGUCCAUGGACGCCGUGCCCCUGGUCAGGUCCUUGGCCGACUGGAGGAACCUUCACACUGUUGCCUUUUACGGGGGAAUUUUCCUUCUGGCUUUGUUCGGCCUUCGUUGUCCCGCCUCCAAAGCCAAGGACGCCAAUGGGAAAGCCCAUGUCACUAAUGGGAAGUCAAUCACUAAUGGGAAUGGCUACCAUGCCCUUGACACAAACCAUAACACAGAGCAGGGGCUGCCAAAGACUACCCUGAACGGGUCGGCUGUACCCCACCACUGUCCUCCUCGGACAUCCCUGCCUCCUACAGAAAGCCUAGUUCUGUUUUCAUUAGGCAUCCUGUCAUUGCCUUUCCUCCCAGCCACCAACCUGUUCUUUUACGUAGGGUUUGUAAUCGCAGAGAGGGUACUGUACAUCCCCAGUAUCGGCUUUUGUUUACUGGUUGCCGCCGGUGCGAGAACCUUGUACGUCCGACUGAGGACUAGAGGCUGCAAGGCCUUAGUGUUGUGUCUCUGUAUGGGACUAGUGCUGCUGAAUGGACUCAGAACUGUUCAAAGAAACAAAGACUGGAGCAAUGAGGAAAAUCUCUACAAGUCUGGGAUUAAUGUGAAUCCUGCUAAAGCCUGGGGAAACUUGGGGAACGUGCUGAAGAACCAGGGCAAGAUGGCGGAGGCUGAGCAGGCGUACAGGAACGCUCUGCACUACCGAGGGAACAUGGCUGACAUGCUAUAUAACCUGGGUUUGCUGCUGCAGGAGAAUGAACGUUUCUCCGAAGCGCUGCAUUAUUACAAACUGGCCAUCGGGAGUCGGCCAACACUGGCAUCGGCCUACUUGAACACAGGAAUAAUCCUGAUGAACCAGGGCAACCUGGAGGAGGCCAAACGCACCUUCCUCACUUGCGCCGACAUUCCCGAUGAGAACUUGAAGGACCCUCACGCCCACAAGAGCUCCGUCACCAGCUGCCUGUACAACCUGGGAAAGCUGCUCCACGAACAGGGCCAGCAGGAGGAGGCUCUGGCUAUUUAUAAGGAAGCAGUGCAGAAAAUGCCCAGACAGUUUGCACCACACAGCCUUUUCAACAUGAUGGGAGAGGCCUACAUGAGGCUGAACAGGCUGGAGGAAGCGGGCCACUGGUACAGAGAGUCCCUCAGGGCCAAGCCUGACCACAUCCCCGCCCACCUCACUUACGGCAAACUGCUGUCCAUCAUCGGGCAAAAGACAGAAGCGGAGAAGUACUAUCUGAGAGCGAUUCAGCUCGACCCGACGAAAGGAAACUGCUACAUGCACUAUGGCCAGUUUCUGUUGGAGCAGUCUCGUCUUGGCGAGGCUGCAGAGAUGGCAGUAAGAGCUGCGGAGCUGGACAACUCUGAGUUUGAUGUGGUCUUCAGCGCUGCACACAUGCUCAGACAGGCCAAUCUGAACGAGGCAGCAGAAGCGCAGUACGAGCGGGCAGCCAGCCUCAGACCAGAUUACCCGGCUGCUCUGAUGAACCUCGGUGCCAUCCUCCACCUGAACGGGAAGCUCCCAGAAGCGGAGGCCAACUACCUGCGGGCGCUGCAGCUCAAACCCGACGACGCCAUCACGCAGUCCAACCUGCGCAAGCUGUGGAACAUCAUGGAGAGGCAGGGACUCAGGACUAAGCAUCAGAAAGGCGACCUUUGAUUUGAAAGAGUUGCUGCGCCGUUCCCUUCGCUGACGGCAUCGCGUCCUUCCGGGAAUGAAGCUGGGCGUGACGGACCGAAGGCUGGAAUCUCUCUGGAGAGACAGUAGAGACGAUAUCUUUGGUGAUCUGGCCUGUGAUGUUUGUAAGUUUGAGGCUUGGCAUGUUUGGGAUUCAGCGUCGUCGCACCAGAGCUGGAUGGUGACUCAAACCACGACAACUAAUGUCUUCUCUCUUUUUUUAUCAAGUUUUAUAAUGCUCUGUUAAAUGAUACAAUGAAAAAGCAAAUAACGGCAAAGUCCAAAAAAAAAAAAAGAAUCUUCCUGGUCUCAUAUGUGAGCUGAUUUAUUAUUUCACUCUAAUUCAAACCAGGGUGUGUUUAAAGCCUCUAAUUUGAAUGAUGAUGUAGCAAAUUUAAACAAUAAUUUCUGCAAAAAAAAAAAAAAGUGUUUUGAAGUGUCAGCACUGAUGAGUUAAUGACUAUCAUGUUGCGUUUCAUUAUGCCAGCUUGUUUGACUUCAACAGAAACCACAUCCUUAAUUUUACACAUCAAAGUGUGUUUACAGGAGGAGACCUACUGCACAUGUGAAGAAGUUGUAGAAAAGCCUUUUUGUGGCUCCAGAGGGAGCGAGUGAGUCAGCGUUGGUCGGAGGUGAAGACUACAGAUUCAACAAAAGAAAAUAAUUCUGGAGGUGUGAGGUUAGAAAGAAGCGAGGUUACCAGACCUCUGCAACGUCUCUGCUUCAGGUUAGCAGAUCGAGGCUACGGUUGUCGUGAAUAUCACAACUCUUAACCCUCUGAACCCCAAGCAGUGUCUGGGUGGUUUUCGCUCCGGUCAUGUUUUUAGUCACAUGUCAUUUUUCACAGCAAGAGAAAGUCCUGCACCGCUAUGGAAACAGUACAACCAUGGACUAGAAGAAGA